This is a messenger RNA of Arabidopsis arenosa, 1577 nucleotides long. Lineage: Eukaryota; Viridiplantae; Streptophyta; Magnoliopsida; Brassicales; Brassicaceae. The record is from the annotation of a GenBank genome assembly.
AUUACUAAAAUCAAUCAAAACUAUAGUUACCGUCGUCUCUGUAACUUCGCCGUCGUUGAGGAGCACGAUUGUGUUAGUCUGACCAAGAAAUGACCAGAAAAUUGUAAUCAACAGUCACCUUCGUGAUUUCAGGUUAUUGAUUAGGGUUUCGCUACAAUGCGGUGGUUGCUACAGGGAAGGGUUAGUUUGUCUACUAGUUUGUGUAAAUGCAGAGAAAAGUUUGGUUUUUUAUAUCAGCAGAGAUGUGGUUUAGUUAACGUUAAGUUGAAAUGGGUUAAAGAUAAAGAACUUGAUGCUGUUGUGGUUCGUGAAAAGCAUCUUAAAGCAGUUUGUAAUCUCGUUUCGGUUAUUUCGGCUUCUCCUGAUUUGAAACUACCCAUCUUUAAGCUUUUGCCUCACCGCGGUCAGCUCGGUUUGCCUCAAGAUCUUAAGCUUUCUGCUUUUAUUAGGAGGUAUCCCAACAUUUUUGUGGAGCAUUGUUAUUGGGAUAGUGCUGGUACUAGUGUUCCUUGCUUUGGUUUAACGCGUGAGGCGAUUGAUCUUUAUUGUGAAGAAGCUGAUGUUUUACGGGUGAAUGAAAGGGAUGUUAUUGUGAGGUUGUGUAAACUUCUUAUGCUUACGUGUGAAAGAACACUUUCGCUACAUUCCAUUGAUCAUCUUAGAUGGGAUUUGGGUUUGCCGUAUGAUUAUCGAGAUUCUUUGAUUCCUAAGCACCCGGAUUUGUUCUGUUUGGUGAAGUUGUCUAGUGAUCUUGAUGGUUUGAAAUUGAUACAUUGGGAUGAUCGCCUUGCUGUUUCUAAACUGCAACUGAGAGAGGAUGUUGGAAAUAAUGAUCAUAUAGCCUUUCCGGUUAAAUUUACGAGGGGGUUUGGACUGAAGAGGAAGAGCAUGGAGUGGCUCCAAGAAUGGCAGAGACUUCCUUAUACUUCACCUUAUGUCGAUGCAUCUCAUUUAGAUCCAAGAACUGAUUUGUCAGAGAAGAGAAAUGUUGGAGUGUUUCACGAACUUCUUCAUCUAACAAUUGGGAAAAAGACAGAGAGGAAAAAUGUUAGCAAUCUUCGUAAACCGUUUGCACUUCCGCAGAAGUUCACCAAAGUAUUUGAGCGUCACCCGGGUAUUUUCUACAUUUCUAUGAAAUGUGAUACGCAGACAGUGAUCCUUAGAGAAGCAUAUGAUAGGCGGCAUCUCCUUGAAAAGCACCCUCUCGUUGAGAUCAGGGAAAAAUUCGCAAACAUGAUGAAUGAAGGGUUUCUAGAUAGAAGUCGAGGACUGUAUCAGAAAUCUGUUGAGGCUGAUUUGGGGAAGAACAAUAUCAAGACAAUUUAUCCGGUUUGGUCAGAAGAAGAAGAAGAAGAGUCAGACAAUAAUCUGAAAUCUCGAUACGACUUUAAUUGUCAUCUAGUUAAAGAAACAUAAAACGGCUGUUUUAGUAGUGAGUCCGGGUACAAGUUUUGUUACAAUGGAACCAAAUCAAGACGUCGCAGAAGGUGUGAGAGUUAAAGAUCGCAUUCUGCAUCUAAGCCUGAGCUUUCGGCAGUGAAUGGGGUUCUCCAUCUAAAUUAAGUCAACUGAAUAUG